ACAGGGGGUCGCGGUUGUGAUGAUGAUGCUGCUGCUGGGCUGGUGAAGCUGUUUGGUAGCCAGCCUGCCAGCCAGCUAGCCAGUCACUUGAACAUCGUAUUUAUGGUCACAUUUGGGGGGUUGUGACCCACGUUAGCCCGCUGACGAGCACUAAAUGCCGCAUUAGUUGAUGUUUAAACGCGACGAGCUGCUGGACCCACAGAGAAGCAGCUAUGCUAACCAGCUCGCUAACGUCCCAGUAUUUUCACCUUUUCUGGCGUCAUGUUUGGUCUGAUAUGCAGUGUGGGUGAUUUAGUGUUCUCCGGCCUAACUUUGUCCUUCGAGGCAGAAAUAAACGACGCCUGGAGCCUCCACAGAAUGACUCACACACAGUGAGCCAGCUGAGUUAGCCUAAGCUAACUUAGCCGCUAGCUGCGGUGGUCGGUCCACGCCGCGCGCUGCUCUGAUGUCUGUCCGAUGGAGCUGAAGUGUUGCUCGGCUUGCCAAAGAUGACGGGCCGCCUGAGCCGGUUUCUGUGCCUCUGUCUGCAGGAGGCGGACCAUGGAGGCCGAGGAAGAGUGGAACAAAGACCCGAGUGCAUACAGACAGCUGGAUAAAAAGGUGCUCUGCAAGCACAAUGGAAGAAUCGGUAUAGUGAGAACUCUUCACAGCCUGUUGAAAACCCAAAACACACUGCAGAUUCAGUCCAUCAGCCGCUCAGAAUGUGCUGGCUCCUGUCCAAAUCUGAUGAUGAAUAGAAGCGAGCAUCACGAUGCGAGGCCCGUCCCCGUGGCCCUCACCCCCCAACUCCCUCCCAGAGCUCACCGGCCCCUCUGCAUGUCGAUCUCCUCCGACAGCAGCGGACGCUUCAAGGCUCUGGAGACGCAGGAGUGGAAGAACAACCUCAAAGCUCAGAUGGAGCAGGCCCACAGUGCAGGAGCAGCCAGCAGCACUGGUUCUCUGGAGCGAGCGUCUCUAUUCUGCGCCUCAGCAUCCACCACGGCCUACAGCUCUGGUCUGUCCAGCCCCGUGGAGAUCCUCAACAAGAGCAAAUCCUCCAGCCGCUUCUCUUUGUUCUCUCCGCCCUGGAACAGCAGCUCUGAGUCCGACUCCAACCCUCCCUCCCGCUCGGGCUCCAAGAAGCUGCGAAACUACAGCAGGAGAGCCGCCACGGGGCCGGCCGGCGCCAGAGGUCCCAGCACUCCAGAGCCCAAACCCAGUGGUCCUGAACACUUCCAGUACUCUGAGCCAGUCAUCUCCAAGGUGACAGACUACAUCUAUGUGGGGAACUUGAACGCAGCGUACAACGGGCGCACACUGUGCCGCAACAACAUAGACAGCAUCAUCGACAUGAGCAGCGUGCCGGGAGAUCCGGGCCCGAGCCUCAGCCUCAUACCGUGCACCUGCUCUCGUGGCGCCCGCCACAGCUGGUCCCGCCUCAAGGUGGACAUCGGAGACGUGCCUGAUGCGCUGGGUGAGGGGCCGGCACUGAAGCAGCGCUGCUUCGAGGACAUCAACGAGUGCAUCGACGCGUCCACCGGGAAGAGGAAACGCGUCCUGGUCCACUGUCGAGACGGCUUCUCUCUUGCGCCGACGUGCAUCAUCCAGUAUCUGAUGGUGAAACAGAACAUGAGGCUCAUCGCCGCCUACGAGCUGCUGAGGGCCAAGUACCCGGUCAACAUCAGGGAGUGCCACCAGAACGUCCUGGUGAGCCUGGAGAGGGCGCUGCGGCCCGGAGGUAACGUAGACCCCGAGUGCUUCAAACAGGCCAUCUCCCGCAAAGUGGCCUGGACCUGACUCAGUUUCCCACCAGGCUCGGCUGCUGCUGCUCACCGCUCGCUUUACUCCACCCCCCUCCCGUUGUGUUAGAUAUUCUCCUAAAGACAACAAGGGCAGCUGAACUCUCCCCUGUGGACUCGUCACCUGGAUAUUCUCGACCUCACCUGAGUUCAGUGGUUGUGAAAGUUCUGAAUUUGAUGUUUUUUCCUCUUCAAACCUGUAAAUGUGACCCGGCUGUGACGCCCUCCCUCCCUCGACAAAUAGGAGACGCAAUAGACUUCACUUUAAUGUAGACAGCAUCUUGGUAUAACGGUGUAGUGGUGUCUGCUGUACAGUUGAUAUAAUCCUGCUUCAGUUCUGUACCAUGGCGCUGUGGUGGUGUUUCUUCAUCAGGGGAAUUUAUUAACGGGAGAUCUCAGGAGAUUAUUGAUGUCAGUCCAAUAACGGGUGGGAAAUUUACUCAAUAGAUCAGUUUAGGACCGGUUCAUACCUGGAUCUAAAAUGCAUCUUUAUGAGCUGUGAGCACAUACUAUUGGUUUAAAUCUGUCACUGGGUCUGCGGUUGUACUGCAGGCUAACGUGUAAGGACAAAAUGCUCACAGAAAAUCGACUUAUCUUCCACUUUUUUCCCUGCCUUUUAGAGCUUUUAACCGACUAAAAACUUUCCAACAGAGGCCACGUUACAUCAGAAAAAACUUCCAAUCCUGCCAAUAAAAUUUUACAGAAACCGCAAUUAAGUAAAUAUGCAAGCACAGUCGACCUAUAAAUAUGGAGACUGGGUAUCACCCAGAAGGGGAAAACAAAGCAAACCCGAUUGUAGCAGCUUGCUUAAAACUAUCACCAAGCUCUGUGUCAUCUUAAGUUUUUCUGCAAAGCUCCCAGGAAGAAGACCUACCAAUCACAGACGAUGCUCUUUGCAUUACUUCACAUCACGCUACAUGGUAGAGGAGAGCGUCCGUCCUGCAGCUUCAGGGCACCUGUGGUGUAGAUUUGAGAAAAAACCUCGGCCCUUAAUGCAGCUAUAAGAAUAAAUCCACUAAAGAGGAUGUGAGAAUCAUUUGAAAAGUUUGUCUGGUGACGGCAAACCUUCAUCUGAGUUUGAAGUGUGUGACUCAGUAGAGCAUUUAGCUGCUAAAGAGUCACAGAAGCUGAACAUUUUUAACCAGUUAUGUGUGUUAAGAAUGGCCUCCAUGCAUUAUGCAACACUUGCAAAUGUCAGAUUAUCUUAAACUGGGAAACAUUUCUACACAGUACGAUCAGCGGACAAAAACUCUUUCAAUCUGUACCUAAAGAAAGUCAUCCAACUCGCUCACCUCUGUCUUUUCCAUUCUGCAGCAGAGCCUCAUUUCAGAUUUACAUGGAGCGUCACCUUUUGAGUCAUAUCAUGAAAAUCUAUAUUGUGAGAUCGAAGCAUGAGCUGUCACUAAAGAUGCAUUUUAGAAAUACUUCCAAUGCAAGGCUUGAGCUGCAGCCUGCUCCGUAACGCAUAGACACGCUCUGCAAACAUCUGACUACCAGGAGAGGAACUAUCGUCUUUUUGUUGGAAGCUUUGUUUUUUCUUCUCUAAAAAUCUAUUUUGCUGGUUGUUUGGAUGUUGUGCUUGGUGGGUUGAGUAGAAAAAGAAAAAAACUUUGUUGGUCUCCAACACUGAUGAAAACAAAAAUCUGCUGCUCGUUACCUUGAAGACUGGAAGACGUAGAUGUGAUUUGUCUUACACCACCGACUGGCUUAGAACUUUUACAUCUUUCUUCUACCACAGGAGGGAACUUUGCACAGAAAUAUGUUGAAUCUGCAUCUCUGCUUUGUGACCUUUUCAGGCUUUUUCCCCCCCUUGUGUUUUUUUUGUGAGGUCAUACUUGAUGGAGGAUGAACAGCCCACCCUGUCCUCUGUGAGGAAGACUGUCGUCCCACUUUCAGCCACAGUUUGUUCCGUUUAAAUCUCUGCGGUGGUGCUCGGACUGUGUGGCUUUGUGAACUUGAAUUUUUUUUGAUUGCAGUGAAGCCGGGUGAAGUGCAUCUGUGGAUUAUCAGUAUUGGUGUGUCAGUGCCACUGAGCUGCGAUUCAGGGUUUACACUGCAAAGAGGUGAUUUUGCACUACUCACAGGGUUGUCCAAAAUGCAACAUGUUUUUUUUUUUUUUCCCUCAUUUAAAUAUUGUUUUUUAUUCUUUCUGGGGGAUUGUGGGCGAUGACAUUUCACAUCGAUUAGAGAGAACGAUGCCACUGUCUACAUUCCUAGAAUACUACGUUAAGGUUUAAGAUGCUUCAACACACCAGAUUUCCUUGAUAACUUGAGUGUUUUUUUUUUUUUGGUUUGGUUGUGAAGGGACGCUACAAAAACAAAUACAAAUCCUUAUUUCAAAA
Molecule: messenger RNA, 4120 nt
Organism: Labrus mixtus (cuckoo wrasse)
Lineage: Eukaryota; Metazoa; Chordata; Actinopteri; Labriformes; Labridae
Exons: 4
Coding region: 541-1776 (411 amino acids)
Biological process (GO): protein dephosphorylation; negative regulation of MAPK cascade
Cellular component (GO): cytoplasm
Molecular function (GO): MAP kinase tyrosine/serine/threonine phosphatase activity; protein tyrosine/threonine phosphatase activity
Source: RefSeq, a predicted model, not a curated record